Molecule: messenger RNA, 9130 nt
Organism: Chironomus riparius
Lineage: Eukaryota; Metazoa; Arthropoda; Insecta; Diptera; Chironomidae
Source: the annotation of a GenBank genome assembly
CAAUAAAAAUCUUCAGAAAUGAGUGCAUCCACCUAACAUACAUAUAUAAAAAAAGAUAGUAGAGUAGAGUUACGUGCUGCUCGCGAGUAGCGUGAGCCAAACCAUCCCAAAGUACUGUAAAAAAAAAAUAAAAAAAAAAUUGUUGUUCUUGUUGUUAUUGUUGUGAAUAAAGUAGAAAGAAAAAUAUUACUAGUGACUGACUGACUGACUCGUGAGAGUCGUGAGAGAAUUCGUUAUUUUUUUUUUGCUCACCAAAAAAUUUGUGCACAUGUGUUUGUGUAUGUAAAAGAAAAGUUGUCCAAUUUGUUGUUGUUGUGACACACACAAGAAAGAAAGAAAGAAAGGAAACGAGAAAUUACAGGACGGGAAAUACAACGCGACAACACGACAGUCACGAGGGACUCAAUUAAUAUGGAUAAAGACUUCACUAAAAAUGGGGACCAUCAACAAUUUUAUGACCAGCAGCCAUCGUUGGCGCCAAAUGAUAAUAUUAUUAUAACAACAGCCGAAACUCAAUCGAUAUUACAAGAUAAUCCACAGACACUUUUAAAGCCCAUCGAGGAGACAAGUCCACUAGCGGGUGCAGUAAGGACAUCGUCACUUCCACUUACACGUCAUCAUCAUCAUAAACGGUCAAUCUUCUUCCGACGUCGUCGUCCUUCGUUAACGGAUGUAUGGCAAAAGACAUUAUCAGCGACAAUGACAACGGCAGUGGCAACAAAUGCAAGUGGUGGUGUCAUUUAUCCAGCACAACAGACUCAACCGCAACCGCAAUUUAGUACAGAUGAUGCACAGACGACAGUUAAUGCAAAUGGUGCGCCGGGAUCAACAACUGGUGGACCAAAUGCAGCGGGUGCAGCACAAGCAGCACCACCAAAACGACCCGUUAGACGAGGCGGAAAGCCAUUACCUGAUCGACCCGUACGAGCGCUCUUCUGUUUAUCACUUAAAAAUCCGAUACGGAAGUUGUGCAUUGACAUUGUUGAAUGGAAACCAUUCGAUUAUCUCAUCUUGUUAACAAUUUUUGCCAAUUGUAUUGCCUUAGCUGUCUUCACACCUUAUCCAAAUAAUGAUUCCAAUUUGACUAAUAGCUACUUGGAGAGGAUUGAGAGCAUUUUUCUUGUCAUUUUUACUGCCGAGUGUGUCAUGAAAAUUAUCGCGUAUGGAUUAGUCAUGCAUCAGGGGGCAUAUUUGAGAAACGGAUGGAAUUUGCUCGAUUUUAGUAUUGUUGUGAUAGGUAUGAUAUCAGUAGUGCUGUCAAGUAUCCUAGGUAAUUUCGAUGUGAAAGCGCUACGUGCCUUUCGUGUUUUACGUCCAUUACGUCUCGUUUCUGGCGUACCAUCACUUCAGGUCGUUUUAAAUUCAAUUUUGCGCGCCAUGGUGCCUUUACUCCACAUUGCAUUACUCGUCCUUUUCGUAAUUAUCAUUUAUGCAAUCAUUGGCUUAGAAUUAUUCUCCGGUAAACUUCAUCGGACGUGCUUUCAAAAUGGAACAAAUGUGAUGAUGGACGAUCCAAAUCCGUGCGGUGAAGAUGGAUUUGAUUGUGGCACGCUGGAUCCGGUUGAUGGACAUUCAAUGGUGUGCAGUUUGUAUUGGGAUGGACCAAAUAAAGGAAUCACAAAUUUUGAUAAUUUUGGAUUGGCAAUGUUGACAGUCUUCCAGUGUGUUACGCUUGAAGGCUGGACUGAUAUGCUUUAUCACAUUCAGGAUGCUAUGGGAAAUAGCUGGCAGUGGAUUUACUUUAUUUCUAUGGUUAUUCUUGGUGCAUUCUUCGUCAUGAACUUGAUUCUUGGUGUUCUUUCCGGUGAGUUUUCCAAAGAAAGAACGAAAGCAAAGAAUCGAGGCGACUUCCAGAAGCUCCGUGAGAAGCAGCAAAUUGAAGAAGAUCUUCGAGGUUAUCUUGACUGGAUCACACAAGCUGAAGACAUAGAACCAGAGAAUGAGAGUAGCACAAUGCAAGAUGGAAAAGGCAAAAUAACAAAUGACAUGGAUUCGACGGAUCAGCUGGGCGAUGAGAAUGAAAUGGUGCAAGAGUCGUGGUUCUCAAGAAAGAAAAAGGAUAUGGACAGGAUUAACAGAAGGAUGAGAAGAGGAUGUCGACGUGCUGUCAAGUCGCAAGCAUUUUAUUGGUUAAUUAUCGUCCUCGUAUUUUUGAAUACUUGUGUAUUAGCUACAGAAUACUAUCAGCAACCAGAGUGGCUUGAUCAUUUUCAAGAAAUAACCAACCGGAUAUUCGUUGCCCUCUUCACACUCGAGAUGUUGGUUAAAAUGUACAGUUUAGGAUUUCAAGGUUACUUCGUGUCACUAUUCAAUCGAUUUGACUGUUUCGUUGUUAUUGGCAGCAUAGCUGAAAUGGUUUUAACAAAUACGGAAGUUAUGCCCCCGCUCGGUGUUUCUGUGUUGCGUUGUGUUCGUCUGCUGAGAGUUUUUAAGGUUACAAAGUACUGGCGAUCACUGUCAAAUCUCGUCGCAUCACUUUUAAAUUCAAUUCAGUCAAUUUUCUCGCUGUUGUUACUUUUGUUCUUGUUCAUUAUCCUAACAGGCGAGGAUUGGAAUGCAGUAAUGUACGAUGGUAUAGAAGCCUACGGAGGUGUAAAGUCAUUUGGUAUCCUAGCAUGCAUAUACUUCAUUAUCCUCUUCAUUUGCGGUAACUACAUCCUCUUAAAUGUUUUCUUGGCUAUCGCUGUCGAUAACUUGGCUGAUGCUGAUUCACUCACGAAUGUUGAGAAGGAGGAGGAAGAGGAAGGUGUGGAAGAAGAAGGCGAGAAAAAGUCGCACAGUCCAACGCCAAUUGAUAAUGAUUUAGAGAUGGAUGAGGACAUGGAAGGAGAACGUGAUGGAGAUAUGUACGAUCGAGAUGAAGAGACGGAAUCAGAAACGAAAAUUCGAAUGCCGCAGGAUGGGUACGAAAAUAUGGAAAGUGCAGAUGAGGAUGAGGACGACGACGAUGAUAAAAUGGAGCCAAUAACCGCACGACCGCGACGAAUGUCAGAAAUAAGUGUGAAGAAAAGCAAGAAGCCGAUACCAAAAGGAAGUGCUUUCUUCAUUUUCUCGCACACAAACAGGUUUCGAGUUUUUUGUCACAGCUUCUGCAAUCACGCUCAGUUUGGCAACAUUAUCUUGGCGUGCAUUAUGUUGUCGUCCGUUAUGUUAGCUGCUGAAAAUCCAAUGGAUGCUAAUGAUGAUCGAAAUUUGAUUCUAAACAAAUUUGAUGUCUUUUUCACCACAGUGUUCACAAUCGAGCUGUUGUUACGGCUCGUCUCUUACGGGUUUAUUCUACACAAAGGAGCCUUUUGUCGUUCCGCGUUCAAUUUACUCGACUUACUUGUCGUUUGUGUUUCAUUGUCUUCAUUUGUUGGCGACUCCGAAGCCAUGUCGGCUGUGAAAAUUCUUCGAGUUUUUCGUGUCUUACGUCCACUGCGUGCUAUCAAUCGUGCCAAAGGAUUAAAGCAUGUAGUACAAUGUGUAAUUGUGGCUGUAAAAACUAUUGGAAAUAUCGUACUUGUUACAUGUUUACUGCAAUUUAUGUUUGCUGUUAUAGGAGUUCAGUUAUUUAAGGGAAAAUUCUUCAGUUGCACUGACGGCUCAAAGCGUACCGAAGAGGAGUGUCACGGGACAUAUUUAGUGAUAUCAGGUGACGACUCCGAGAGUCCUGAGAUACGUGAUCGUGUGUGGGACAAUAAUCGCUUCCAUUUUGAUGACGUUGCCAAAGCUAUGUUGACGCUGUUUACAGUCUCAACGUUUGAAGGGUGGCCUAACUUACUUUACGUGUCAAUUGACUCAAAUGCUGAAAAUUAUGGACCAAUACACAAUUUUAGACCUAUUGUUGCUGCUUAUUAUAUUGUAUAUAUUAUUAUUAUUGCAUUCUUUAUGGUUAACAUAUUCGUCGGUUUCGUUAUUGUCACUUUCCAAAAUGAGGGUGAGCAGGAAUACAUCCCGAAGCAUCGGAUCCAGUAUAAAGUAUGGUGGUUCGUUACAUCGCAGCCAUUCGAAUAUGCAAUAUUCAUUCUCAUCAUGAUAAAUACGAUAACAUUAGCAAUGAAAUUCUAUCGACAACCGCGCGAAUAUACGGAAGCACUCGACGUCCUCAACAUGAUUUUUACAGCUGUUUUUGCACUCGAAUUUGUUUUUAAAUUGGCAGCAUUUCGAUUUAAAAAUUACUUUGGUGAUGCAUGGAAUGUUUUCGAUUUUAUAAUUGUCCUUGGAUCAUUUAUCGAUAUUGUCUAUUCGGAAGUUAAUCAAAUGAAUGCGAUGGCAAAGGAUACAGCGGCAACGACGGCAGCAGCAGCAGCUAUGGCAUCCGGAGCAACUGCCGGGACUGUUAAAGCAGCAUCGGGUAGCAUAAUUUCCAUCAAUUUCUUCCGUCUCUUUCGUGUUAUGAGAUUGGUGAAAUUGUUGGCAAGAGGUGAAGGCAUUCGAACACUGCUUUGGACAUUUAUUAAAUCUUUUCAAGCACUGCCAUAUGUUGCACUGCUGAUUGUGAUGUUGUUCUUUAUUUAUGCUGUCAUUGGCAUGCAGAUGUUUGGUAAAAUUGCACUCGACAAUGCUGAUGAGGAAUCCGCGAUUACGAGGAACAACAACUUUCAGACAUUUCCACAAGCAGUUCUGGUGCUGUUUCGGUCAGCGACGGGUGAAGCAUGGCAGGACAUCAUGUUAGAUUGCUCAAAUCGUGCUGAUGCUUACUGUGAUAUGGCAUCGGACUCAGCUUUUGAGGGUCAAACGUUAAAGAAUGUGUUUCCUUUGGAUACGAAGAGGAAAACAUGCGGAACCAGCAUUGCAUUUCCUUAUUUCAUCUCAUUUUACGUACUUUGUUCGUUCUUGAUCAUCAACUUGUUCGUUGCCGUCAUCAUGGACAACUUUGACUACCUUACACGAGAUUGGUCAAUUCUCGGUCCACAUCAUCUCGACGAGUUCAUCCGUCUAUGGAGUGAAUAUGAUCCCGAUGCAAAAGGUCGAAUAAAGCAUCUCGAUGUAGUCACACUACUUCGAAAAAUAUCACCGCCCCUCGGAUUUGGUAAACUUUGUCCACAUCGUGUUGCAUGUAAGCGACUCGUGUCAAUGAACAUGCCACUGAAUAGUGAUGGAACGGUGUUAUUCAAUGCAACAUUGUUUGCUGUGGUGCGAACAUCGUUAAAAAUAAAAACUGAGGGAAAUAUUGACGAUGCAAAUGCGGAACUGCGAGCGACAAUCAAACAAAUUUGGAAGCGAACAAGUCCAAAAUUACUUGAUCAAGUUGUACCGCCUCCUGGAAAUGAUGAUGAAGUUACUGUUGGUAAAUUUUAUGCGACAUUCUUGAUUCAGGAUUACUUUAGACGAUUUAAGAAGCGAAAAGAACAAGAAAGUCGUGACGGUGACUUAAAUGACUGCAAUACAGUGACCUUACAAGCUGGUUUGAGGACUUUACAUGAAGCUGGUCCAGAACUUAAGCGAGCAAUUUCUGGAAAUCUUGAUGAACUAAGCGAUGAUAAUCCAGAACCAAUGCAUCGUAGAAAUCACACAUUAUUCGGUAGUGUCUGGUCGUCGAUGAGGAAACAAAAGCCAUUUUCGAGAAAUCGAAUGUUAAAGUCAUCCAAUAAUGGCAACAAUAGUAACAAUAACAAUAAUAAUAGCAAUGCAAUCAACAAUAAUACAAUAAGUCUGGCAACGUCGGCUGCUCAUAAUAUGACAUCGACAACUGUCGCAAUAUCUGGCGACUUUCUUGGCAAUGACUUUAAUAAAAUGAAUAAUAAUACUGGACAGCGACUGACGGAUGGAUUGAAUAAUAUUACAAAGAGUAUCAUGCAGCAACGUGGUGUACAGCAAUUGGAGGCACAUGAUGAUAUUCCAUUGAGACCGUUGUUGUUGAAUGGAAAUCAAAAUUCAAGCCCUAAUCAGCUGCAGCCUCAAAAUGAAUCCGAAAUCGCUGACGAAAACUCUCAGCCAGAAGAUAAAAUUGAAGAAUCCAGACUUGAUUCAUCACCACACCCAUCACUCUCAGCACAAUCAUCAGUCGCCAGUUACAGCUUUGACUCAUCAACCGUAGGAAGUUAUAAGGCACCGCACAGACAACGUCUACUGCUUUUUCGAUAUAGUCGCUACAGUCAAAAGAACCAAAAUUUAGAGAAUUUAAUUCAAAAAACCACAAUGGGAUCACAAAAUUUAUUAAGACGUGGCAGUUCAUUGGACACUGCAUCGCUGUCUAGUCAGAAAAGAAUGAGAAUUAGGAAAGACAGUCAAUAUCAAUCAAUGAUUGAGGACACGUCUGUAGAUUCUGAUGGAUCAAAUAUGACAUCGGUUACAACAACAACUACGGCCUCUUCGGCAUCAUCACCACCAUCAACAACCCACACUCGUCAACUCCAGCACACACCAUCCAUUCAGCAACGUCAAAUUCAAUUUCGUCGACGCAUGCAACAACAAAAAGCAAUCGCAACAAAUGCAAUGAUGAGAAUUCAACAUCAAAAUCGUUCGGACCCGUCAUCAUCGGAUGAUGGAAUGCCUCAACCAAUAAGUCAUAGAGUUGCGACAGGCAUUCAUUUAGCACAUAACAAGACAAUCGCACCAGCUGGUCUCAUUUCAGAGACAAUUGAGAUGAAAAAUUUGUCAUCGCCUCCAUCGUCAGUCUCAUCGUUUGACAUAAAGCCACAAAAUGUUCGUCAGGAGAGUUGUGGAAAGACAACAAGUCCAACGACGGUCGGAUCUGACCGUGACACAUUUGAAACGUCUUUGUCUAUUCGUGGCAGUGAGAAGAGUGAGGACGAAUCGGGUUACAGAAGAUCGCGCUCAUUUCACGGAAAAGCGGUGAUGGAAAGGAACGGUAUUAAUCAGCGUGCCAUCCAUUCAACACCAUCGAGUCCACAAGGUGCACGACCAUCGUUCGAAGUAGUUGGAUCAGCCGAGAGCUUAGUUGGACGGGUUCUCGCCCAACAAGGCCUCGGAAAAUACUGCGAUGAAGACUUUGUACGUUACACAUCGCGUGAAAUGCAAGAAGCACUUGAACUGACGCAAGAAGAAAUGGACCUUGCGGCUCAUAAGCUUCUCCAACGUGAACAACAACCGUUUGUACCGAAACAGCCACAGCAACAGCAAUAUCCAAAACCACCACCACGUCAAAAUCGCUCAGAUAAAUUAUAGCAUGAUUCAAUUGCCAAUAUUUGAUUUAUUUACUUUGCGACUUCGUAAAAAAAUAUUUUUUUUAUUUGAUCUUUUUUUUGGUAAGCAGAUUUAGCUUCAUUUUUGAUGGCAUUUAAGGAAUCUGUAGAAAAUAAGGCAAAAAAAUCUAGAAAAACUGCCUUUUUAAAAAAAUCAAUUUUUGCAAUAAAAUUUCCAAUAUUUUAUUUUGUCGCGUGGAAGUUCAAGAGUUGUUGCCACGCAUAGAAUUUACUAUAAAGUGAAAAAGACUCAAAUAAUUAUUGUUAAACAAAUAAUAAUCAAAAUUAGAAAGAAAAAAAGAAUGAGAAAAAUAAAAUAAAAUUUAUUAGGUUUUAAAAUGGAAACAUUUUUUAAAUUUAAAGAAAUUAAAAUUGAAUAUUUUCAUAAAAGAAGUUAAUUUGGUUUAAAAAAUGGGAAAUCAUUUAGUUUCUGGAGGGCUAAGAUUUGGUCCUCUCGGGGUUUAUAUUGAUCCUCUCAAGACUGAAUUUAAUCCUUUUGGGACUAAAUUAGAUCCUCUCUGAAUUGAAUUUGAUCCUCUCAGGACUGAAUUUAAAUCUCUCGGGACUAAAUUUGAUCCUCUUGGGACUGAAUUUAAUCCUCUCAGGAUUGAAUUUGACUAUCUCGGGACUAAAUUUGAUCCUCUCUGGACUGAAUUUGAUCCUCUCAGGAUUGAAUUUGACCAUCUCGGGACUAAAUUUGAUCCUCUCUGGACUGAAUUUGAUCCUCUCAGGAUUGAAUUUGACCAUCUCGGGACUAAAUUUGAUCCUCUCGGGACUGAAUUUAAUCCUCUCAGGAUUGAAUUUAACCAUCUCGAGACUAAAUUUGAUCUUCUGGAGACAGAAUUGACCCUAUAGGAAAUAUAAUAUGGUUUAAAUUUGAAAAAUUCCUUUCAAACAAUUUCAAUAAUUUACUAUAAAACCUGCAAAAAUGGAAUAAUUUUUUUAAUCACUCUUAGCUGCUUAAUCUUUAUUAAAUUAAAGAAAUCAAUUAUUUUUCAUGUAAAUUAGGAAGAAAAAAAACUUAAAAUCGUGAAGAAAAAGGAAAAAUUUGUUAACAUUUUAUACUCGAGAAACUGAUGAGAAACUCAAAGAGUUGAUAUUAAAAAAACUGACCAUAAAUAUGUAAAUUUUAGUGACUAAAUGAGACGAGAUAAUAUAAGAUGUAGAGAACUAUGAGCUAGGAUGAAUUUUUUAAAAAAUAUGUAGAAAAAUUAAGCUAAAUUAUUGGAUGAUGAAGUUGAGGGAAAAACUUCCAUGCUGAUGAUGGGCAUAAAUGAUGAAACUUGGUUUUUAAUACAUUAAAAAUUCAAAAUAAUAAAAUCCAAAUUCCACUGGGAAGCUAAUUUGUGUAAAGAUCACGACAAUUCUGACAAGUUCAUUAUAAAAAUCAAUCUUAGCUCGGAACUUUUUUUCACUUUAAAACGUAAAGUAAAACACAUAAAAUUCUAACAUUUAAGCUCAAAUUUAAUUUCUACGACAAAACUGAAAAGAAAUGAAGAAUCAUUACAGCCAGACCUAGGGUUAACACUUUCUAUCUAGAUGAAUUUAUAUAAAUAGAAAAAUUAGUAAAAAAUGUGUUUUUCUACUAUUGAAAUGAAAGAAAACGUUUUGCAGCACAACAAAAAAUAUUUGAGGUAGUUUUGUGAAUGUUUUAUUGAUUAGCGUGGAAGUUCAAAACUAUUAGAGAUCUGAAAAAUUAGUCAAAUUCUACGAAAUCAAUGAAAAAUUCACAAAAAAAUUUCUCAAACAAUCUAGAUCCUUUUAAAAGUGUCUAAAUAUGACAAACGCAACCUAGUACGACAAGAUAUUUAUACAUAAAAAUUAAAUGAGUUUUUAAAAACCAAAUUGAGACAGAAAUGAAAAGAGAGAAAAAAAUCCUUAAAUGUUGAAUGUUCGAAUCCUUUCAAAUUAUAUAAAAAAAUGGGUAAAAAUGUAUUUAAAUAAAAUUGUAACAAUUUUUUAAGAUGAAAAUUGAUUGUUAUCCGCUAAAUAUUUAUACA